CUUGUAAUUAUUGACACAUGUAGUUUCAUGACAAGGGUUAGAGAAUAACACAAAAACUUUUAACUUUCCUCUUCUAGUGCAAUUAUGCUUCUUUGAAGUUUUCAACCCAUCAACAAUUCAUCGAGGGCCGUGGCUCUACGAGUAAGGAAACCAACUUACCUACGUAAUGAGCCUUUAUCAUCUUGUUAGGCUUGAUGGCCGAGAUUGCCGCCAUUUAUUGUAAACUAAGCCCAUGAGACCAAAUAUCAUAAGCCCAUGCGUCCAUCGUUCAUUAUCAGUACAGCAAUAUUUCAAUAUCAAUUUCUUACUUUACGUCUUUACCAUGCAUGAGAUAUCUUCGUGGUAUAUACUAGCGAUACCUAUAUGUGUCCUCUUCUUGCUAUGGAUUGUGGUUAUAACGGGUUUCCACAAUAACACGUGAUAAGAUGAUACUCAGGUCACUAAAUGAUCUUAGUAAAUACUAAUUGGAAUGGUGUAAAGAAAGAGUAAGAACGGACUUGGAUGUUUCUUGAUGUCUUCCUAUUAUACAUACUUUUCCACAUCUAACAUAAAAGAAAAUUAACAAUCUAAAUCGAACGAAAUAGACAGAGAUAUUUUGUUUGAAUCAGAGAAGAAGAAAAUGAUAAAAGACAACUUUUUCUUGUCUUCAUAUAUAACUAAAACGCUAGUAAACUUUACUACGACUUUGUUCCUACGCGUAGGACUCAAUCUCAUUUCUAUGGCGGAUACGGUGAAGCCUAUCCUUAUCUCCGCGGUUGAUCUUGCGGUUCAAGUUAUUCAAGCGUCAAACGAAGCCAGAUUAUUCAAGAAGGAGUGGGACGUGGUCAAGAUCAAGGUACAAAACUCUUAGAACUGCUGGAGAAAGCCUUAACCGCCAGCUCCAAUCUAUGCGAGUUUCCGACCCGCCACGUCAUCUCAAUCGCCGAAGCUGUGCUUCAAAAGUCUCUCGCUGUGUUAGACAAGUGCAUCCCAAAGCUAAGGAAUCGCGUCUUGACAAUAAUCCGCGUCUCCACUUACCAAAAAGAUGCUUGUCCGGCUGGAAAGAUCCAUCAUCAACGUCUCGUGGCUCCUCAACGUCUCCACUCCAUCACAUGAUGGCAAACACGAGCAGCUAACUGGGACACUUGAUGAUGACGCCUGUGAAGCAGCUAGGUCGCUGAGAUCAAUGGCCAGUGACAACCCUAGAUGCGCAGAGAUCAUGAUCCGUAAUGGUUUGUGUUCUGUAUUUGUUAAGAUCCUCAAACAAGGGUCGAUGAGGGUUCAAGCAGAGGUGGCUUGUGCCACGUCCGUGUUGGUCUCGAGCUUCUCCGAGAGCCAGGACUUGUUCGCACAACAUGACGUGAUUCAGCUCCUUCUAAGCCUUUUGACUUCAAAGCUCGAAGAGGACUCUUGGCACAUGAAGGCAAUGGCAGCAAAAGCUUUGAGGGAGCUAGCCAAAGGAAAUUCAUCUAUCAGCAAAAGCAUCACCGAUUCAAAAAGAUUCUUGCGUUUCGCAGAUUUGCUUGAGAUACAAGACAGAGAAGUUAGGCUCAUCUCCUUGAUGGUUUUAAUAGAGAUUACUUCUGUGGCAGAGAUGGACUCUAGCUUGAGAAGACACUCAGCUUUCAAGUGCAAGUCUCCAGUUUUCAAGGCCAUUGUUAAUCAAUUCCAUAAGCUCAUUGAAGAAAAUGGAGACAUGGUUUUACUAAUACCAUACAUCACAUUAAUAGGGAACCUGGCACGAUCAUUUAGAGCGUCCGAUACAUCAAUGAUUGAACAAUUGGUGAAGCUUCUUGGCCUAAGAGAUCGAGAGGUAUUAAGAGAAGCAAUUGUAGCACUCACUAAAUUUGCUAUCCCGUGUAAUUACUUACACAUAGAUCAUUCAAGAGCAAUAGUAGAAGCUGGAGCUGCAAAGCGGCUCAUCGAGCUAUCUUCUUUAGGAUGUGAGAUUCGGAUUCCAGUGUUAGAGCUUCUGAAGUUCUGAUCUGCAUCGCAGUUCAUGUGCCAGAGAAGAACAAGUCAUGGAAGUAUUGGAAUGUGCAUCGAAGCAACCAUUUGAGUAAGUCAUAAAUGUAAUAAUUUGUUAAAUGAUGAUUUCUCUAAAGCUUCAAAUAAUUAGUACAAGAUCAUUUCCAUUGUAAAUUUACAAAUAGAAAAAAAAUACAAUUAUGUCAUCGACAAUCUUAAUGUGCAUAAAACUCUCCGUUGAUGUAUUACUUCAAAAAGCAAUAAAUCAUUGACAAUCUUUUGGUUAA
Messenger RNA from Brassica napus (rape), 2234 nucleotides. RefSeq lists its product as uncharacterized. The coding region runs from base 1025 to 1963 and encodes 312 amino acids. Gene Ontology annotation, molecular function: protein binding. Lineage: Eukaryota; Viridiplantae; Streptophyta; Magnoliopsida; Brassicales; Brassicaceae. The record is from RefSeq and is a predicted model, not a curated record. The transcript is spliced from 2 exons.